Messenger RNA from Coturnix japonica (Japanese quail), 1528 nucleotides. The record is from RefSeq and is a predicted model, not a curated record. Lineage: Eukaryota; Metazoa; Chordata; Aves; Galliformes; Phasianidae.
GGGUUGGGGAGGGGGGUGGAACGGCAACGGGGCCGCUUAGCAACGGGACAACGCGUGGGGCAACGGAGCGGGGCGGCACGGAGUGCGCCGCCCCUUCAGCGAGAUGGCAGCACUGAGCGUCAAACCGGGACAGAGAUUCACUGUGCCCGACUGGGACGCCAACUCCCGUCUCAUCUCCGCCGAUGCCGAGAGCCAACGCUCCGCAUCGCAUCAGCUCCGGCAGGAAGCACGAGGGCUGCGAAACGAAACCAACAACCAGGCGAAAUGGGAUGAACACGACAACCGAACCCGGCUGGCUGAGCGCAUCGACAGCCUGAACAGAUGGAAGGAGACCCUGGACAAAUGCCUUGCAGACACGGACGAGGAAAUCGAUGCUUUGGCCAAAGUGAAGGAAGCAGCAGAACGAGCCCUGCAGGCCAAGAAUUUGUCCUUUGAUGUGACCAUGGAGUGUCUGACGCUCCGUGAAAGCCGACGUUCCAUCGACGUGGUGAGGGACCCCGUGGAGGAGGAGCUGCACAAAGAGAUGAAGGCGAUUGAGAAAGCCAAGAAGGAGCUGCAGGAGAAAGUGCACGAAGUCUUCGAACAGCUGUGCCUCCUGCAGGAAGCACGUCAGCAGCUCAGCUUUGAUCACCGUGGCAAGAUGGAAGCGUUGGAAAUAGAUCGUACUUGCUUAUCGCUCAGCAUCAACUCUCCCAACAUCUCCUACAAGGUGAACCCAACACGGAUCCCAAACGGAUCCACUGCGGUUGAUGAGUGGGAUCAGAAUAGCCAAUACAACAAAGAACACGCUGAGGAGGAAAUGAAGGCUUCGACUAAGCUCCGAGAAGCAACAAUGCUUUCCAUUGCCCAGACAAACAACGAGCUGGAGGCUCAGCGUGUAGCCACAGAGUUUGCCUUCCGCAAGAGGAUCAGAGACAUGGAGAGAGCCUACGAUGAGCUGAAAUGGCAGGAGAAAAAUACCUUAGAGGAGAUUGCUGAGAUGGAAGAGGACAUCAGGCGCCUGGAGGAGGAUCUAAGGAGGAAGAUGCAGGAUCUGAAGGUGGCACACACCCGCCUGGAGACCCGCACCUACCGGCCCAACGUGGAGCUCUGCAGGGACCAGGUACAAUAUGGGCUCACGGAUGAGGUCCAGCAGCUGGAAGCAUCGAUCCGUGCACUCAAGAUGAAGCUUGCAGAAGCACAGGAUGCCCUGGAUGGUCUGUACCGCCAGCUGCACCGCAUUCAGACCGACAUGGCUUGCAAAGCCAAUUCCUUGGUGCUGGACAACAAGUGCAUGGACAGCCGCAAGAAGCUGGUGGUGCCUGCAGAGAAGUUCGUCCCGCAGGUGGAUACGUUCAACCGCACCACCAACAGGCCGCCAUCCCCACCCAGAGACGGGCAGCUGGAGCUGGGAUAGGGCAGGGCGAGCAGGGGGAGGGCAAAUAUACACUGCACUGCCCUGAUUCUUCCUAUGUGCCCUUUGUUUGUUAUAUAACCGCCUGUUAAUGUGCUCCGAGGAGCGUUAAAGAAUAAAAGAGUGUCUGUCAGA